AGGACGACUCCUGGAAAUGACGGAUCUAUCGCUGGACACGGCCGUCCAGACAGCAGCUACGAUCGAGCUUUCCGAGAGGGGGACCAAGGAUUUGCAGGGAGAAGUAGGUGUGGCCCAGGUGCAGACGACCCAGAAGCGGGGAGGCAGCGACGGCAGCGGGCGAGCUAAAGCUAAGUCUAAGAAAAAUGUAAAGUCGCGUGUAAAUAAUUCGUCAAAUAUCACAUGUUAUCGUUGCGGCAAGAACCACCUUGCGUCGCGUUGUACUUUAGAUAGGUCGGUUAAGUGUUUUUCAUGCGGGAAGACUGGUCACCUUCGAAAGGUGUGUCGUUCGGAUAAACAGAGUUCGAACGGUGUUGACGUGUUAGCAGUCGAGCACGUACAGUAUCGGGACAAGUUACUUACGUCGUUAAUCGUUAACGAAAAGCGCGUGCGUUUUGAAAUAGAUAGCGGCGCGGCAGUUUCUUCGAUUUCACAGUCUCUUGCGAAGAGGUUGUUUCCAAGGGAAAAACUACACAAAACCGUAUUACAUUUAAUUUCGUAUUGUAAGAAACCUAUCGAUCUGCUUGGAUAUUUGGUUGUACGGGUGAGAUGCAGGGGGAAGACUCGCGAAUUGAAUUUGUACGUUACGACGGGAGAUCGCGAACCACUGCUCGGUAGAGAGUGGAUCCUACAAUUGAAAGAUCAUGGAGACAUGCAUCAAUUGUUAGGACGUUUACAAUCAAUUCACGUAAUUGAAGACCCGUCGUUGCAAAGUUUCUUUCGAGAGUUUCCUGGCAUUACAAAUCCGAUCAUUUCGAAAAUCAGUAAUAUUCAAGCUAGACUUACAUUGAAAGAUAACGCAAAACCAGUGUUCGUGAAAGCACGGCAAAUUCCCUUUCGCCUACGCGCAUUAGUUGAGCAGGAAUUAGAUCGCUUAGAAUCAGAGGGCAUUUUAGAAAAAGUUGAUUCGUCAGAAUGGGCAACCCCCAUUGUUCCGGUUUUAAAAAAGAACGGUCAGGUACGCCUGUGUGGUGAUUUCAGUGUCACCAUUAAUCCACGUUUACUCGUGGAUGAGCAUCCGCUACCAACAGCAGAUGAAUUAUUCGCUUCGAUGGCAGGCGGUACCAUUUUCUCAAAGAUCGAUUUACUACAGGCUUAUUUGCAAUUAGAAGUCCGACCGGAGGACCAAACCUUUUUGACUUUGAGUACUCAUAAAGGCUUGUACAGAGCUACGCGUUUAAUGUAUGGUGUCGCGUCAGCGCCUGCAAUAUGGCAGCGCACCAUUGAAAAUAUUCUGAAAGACAUCCCCGGUGUAGUGGUCUUUCUAGAUGACAUUCGAGUAGCAGGAACAGAUCGGCAAGAUCAUUUAAAUAAAUUGCGUUUAGUUUUUGGCCGAUUACAGAAGUUCAACAUUCGAGUUAAUAUGGAGAAAAGCGAAUUCUUCAUGUCGCAAAUCCAGUAUUGCGGGUACGUGAUAGAUAAAGACGGGUUACAUAAAUCUCCUGAAAAGAUGGAAGCGAUCCAUAAUAUGAAGCGACCUACCAACGUUACGGAGGUACGCAGUUUUCUCGGGAUGAUUAAUUAUUACGGUAGAUUUAUUUCAAAUCUAAGUUCGAUUUUACACCCGUUAAAUAAAUUGUUGCGUAAAGAUACGGAAUUUCAGUGGACAUCUCAAUGUGAGAAGAGUUUCAGGGACGCGAAGAAGGCUUUUAUUAGUCCAAAAUGUUUAGUUCAUUUCGAUCCGCGUUUACCAGUUACGCUUGCUACGGACGCGAGUUCGUAUGGGGUAGGAGCGGUGCUUUCGCACAUCUAUCCCGAUGGUUCUGAAAGAGCCAUACAAUAUGCUUCGCAAACUUUAUCUUCCACUCAAAGAAAUUAUUCUCAGAUUGACAAGGAAGCUUACGCGAUCAUCUACGGUGUUAAGAAAUUUCACCAGUAUUUGCAAGGCUCUAAAUUCACAUUAAUUACAGACCAUCGUCCACUUACACAAAUUUUUUCUCCAACAAAGAGUUUGCCUAUCUACACGGCAUUACGAAUGCAACACUACUCGUUAUUUUUACAGGGUUUUAAUUAUGAUAUUAAGUACAGGAAGUCAGAACUUCAUUCGAAUGCAGAUUGUUUAUCACGGUUACCUAUUCCACGUAAUGCAGAUGUACAAGACCCGGUAGAUGUUUUUCAAUUAAGUACGUUUGACACAUUACCAAUAACGGCACGGGAAGUAGCUACAGCUACGGCGACAGACAAAGAGUUGUCUAAAUUAUUACAAAUUCUUAAAUCGGGUAAGAAUACAGAAAAAGAGAAAACUUUUUAUACAGUUAAUUUACAUGAAUUUACUUUACAGAAUAACGUCAUUUUUCGAGGACAUAGGGUAGUUAUUCCCCGUAUUUUACAGAAAAAAAUUUUACAAGAGUUACAUACUGGUCAUUUCGGUGUAGUCCGGAUGAAACAUUUAGCUAGAGGGUAUAUCUGGUGGUACCAAAUUGAUAGAGAUAUCGAAAACUUGGUUGCAAAUUGCAAUGAUUGCAAUGCUUUUAGGAACGACCCUCCUAAAAAUAAUUCACAUAUUUGGGAACCGUGUGCUGUGGCAUUUGAGCGUGUUCACGCUGACUUUGCGGGACCUUUUCUAGGUCAUUACUUUUUCAUUUUGGUAGAUGCAUUUUCCAAAUGGCCGGAAAUCCACAUAGUGAAAGAUAUGAUGUCACGUACGACAAUAGAUUUAUGUCGUCAAAUUUUUGCGACACAUGGUUUACCAAAAUAUUUCGUUUCGGAUAACGGAAGAACAUUUACAUCUAAAGAAUUUAGAAAUUUCUUACAAGUUAACGAGAUCACUCAGAAAUUAACAGCACCCUACCAUCCAGCAACAAAUGGCCAAGCAGAGCGAUAUGUACAAAUACUUAAAAAUUCUUUAAAAAGAAUGCGUUGUAAUUCAGCGAAUGUACAUAAUUGUUUACCUAGAAUACUUUUACAAUACAGAACGACUCCUCAUGCAACUACAGGUGUUGGGCGGCGUUCAUGUAAACGCGCCAUUACAGCUGCGAGCGCGCAGACCACGGUCUUACAUACAGGUCUGGAAACUCGAGUAGUGGGGGUAGUGCUCAGUUUUAAGCCAAAAUUAGUUCGCCCUGUGUGUCGUUGCUAUCGGUCAGUGCAAGACUCUAACCUUGACUGCGUUCGGGCAGAUAUAAUUUUACAGAUUUAUACAUGCUUUUAGAUAGUUCGGGACUAUG
This is a messenger RNA of Vollenhovia emeryi, 3206 nucleotides long. RefSeq lists its product as uncharacterized. The record is from RefSeq and is a predicted model, not a curated record. NCBI's taxonomy places the organism in Eukaryota, Metazoa, Arthropoda, Insecta, Hymenoptera, Formicidae. Gene Ontology annotation, biological process: DNA integration. Gene Ontology annotation, molecular function: zinc ion binding; nucleic acid binding. The transcript is spliced from 2 exons. The coding region runs from base 17 to 3190 and encodes 1057 amino acids.